Messenger RNA from Zophobas morio, 1987 nucleotides. RefSeq names its product cytochrome P450 306a1-like. The record is from RefSeq and is a predicted model, not a curated record. Gene Ontology annotation, cellular component: cytoplasm; intracellular membrane-bounded organelle. NCBI's taxonomy places the organism in Eukaryota, Metazoa, Arthropoda, Insecta, Coleoptera, Tenebrionidae. Gene Ontology annotation, molecular function: oxidoreductase activity, acting on paired donors, with incorporation or reduction of molecular oxygen, reduced flavin or flavoprotein as one donor, and incorporation of one atom of oxygen; heme binding; iron ion binding. Gene Ontology annotation, biological process: xenobiotic metabolic process. The coding region runs from base 106 to 1563 and encodes 485 amino acids. The transcript has 6 exons.
UUUUAGAUUGUGGGUGAUUUAUGAUGUUGACCAGUCAGAUUCACGAUAAACAGGUUCUGUUGUUCUACAGUCAUAUAAUUAGAGUGAGUCUUGCGCAACGUAAACAUGCUCGUAGCCGCACUGGUUAUCUUAGUUUCCAUUUUUGUUCUAUAUAUUUACUACGAUCGUCAAGAACACCUUCCAGGACCAUGGACCUUACCAAUAAUCGGUUAUUUACAUAAGUUAGACCCAGUGGCACCCAACCUGACCUUGACCAAACUUGCACAAAAAUAUGGGCCAAUUUUUCGAAUCAAACUAGGUUUAGUGAACAUCGCCGUGAUUUCCGAAGCAAAAUUGUUAAAAAAAGUUUUACUCAAAGACGAAACUUUGGGAAGACCGCCACUUUUUAUGUUACAUGAGAUGUUUGGCGGUAAAGGAUUAACGUACAGCCCUGUCAGUUUAUGGAAAGAUCAACGCAAAUUUACUGCUAACUUUUUAAAAUCAGCUGGAAUCACAAAAUUUUCACCAGCCAGAAAGGAAUUAGAACAUCUUAUGACGAAUUAUGCUGAAGACUUUGUAGAUCAUGUUAGUACUCAAGGGAACAGAGUGACUUUGGACUCUUCAGAAGCCCUGGUUCACUACGUCUGCAGCAUCGCCGGUACUUUACUUCUGGGUAAAUUGUUUUCCCGUGAUGACGAAAGUCGCAAAACCUUAAUACACAAUCUUGACACAAUAUUGCAUGAAGCUAAGCUUGGAGGAGCUUUAAACUAUUUGCCAUUUUUGCGGUUUUUACCGAAGUAUAAGAAAUCAUUAGUCGCUUUUAGGGAGACGAUGGACAAAGUUCGAAAAAAUCUAGCUAUGUACAUUAAUGAAUGCGAAAAAACAUUUUCUAACGAGGACUCUAGUACUAAUUUUAUUGAAGCAUUUUUGCUGCAAAGAUCUAGAGGAGGUCCUCCGGAAAUCUAUAACGUGGACCAACUCAUAUACCUUGUAUUUGACGUUUUUCUUGGUAGUACUGAAACUACAAUAAGUUUGUUAAAAUGGAUCACCCUGUACUUAGCACAGUACCAAGACGUGCAGGAUAAAGUACGCCAAGAGUUUGUUGACGUUUUACAAGGAAAAACUCUAGAAAUGAGUGACGUACCGAAAUUAUCGUACACACAAGCUGUACUUAGUGAAGUAUCCAGAAUUAGAACUCUGGUACCACUGGGAUUUCCUCACUAUGCUUCCGAGGAUAUCCACGUUGAUAAUAUUAAAAUUCGCAAAGGUACAACAAUAAUGCCGUUGUUGUGGGCUAUUCAUAUGGAUCCUAAAGUCUGGGACCAACCUGAAGACUUUCGACCUGAGAGAUUUUUAGACGAAGAGAACAAAUUUGCACCUUCUGAGUCGUUUAUUCCGUUUCAGUGCGGUAAACGAAUGUGCGUUGGAGACGAGUUUGCACGAAUGAUGAUAUAUAUAUUUGUUGCUGGUCUCGUCAAGAAUUUCAAAGUUGAACCGUGUGAAUCCAUUCCUAUUGAUUUUUCAGGAGUUUGUGGGCUAUCAUUAGUGCCCAAAGCACAGAAAGUUGUUUUUGUAAAUAUUUAAAUUAAUUUGGGAGGCUUCCACGGUUGGGACAGUGUCAAUUGAGUUUUUGGCCUUAACGUUUCGCACACUUUCGUAAGUGGCAUUUUCAGGAGCAGGGUUGAGGAAUUAGGAAGAAGGCACUUACGAAAGUGCGCCUCUGGUAUGGUCGACAGACUGAAUUACCGUGUUCUUGUGCCUUCUUCCUAAUUUCUCAACCCUGUUCCUGAAGAUACCAGUUACGAAAGGGUGCGAAACGUUGAGCCCAAAAACUCAAUUGACACGGUCCCAACCCGGAAAACGAUCAUAUAAUAUUCAAAUUUUACAUUGGAAGUGAUUAGUUUUAGACAUCUUUGUUAGUAUAUAUUGUAUCACUUGCUUGAUUUAUAAAUAUCGUAAUUUGAAAUUUUGAAUACUUCAAAUAAAUUUUAUAACGAAUUGAACAAAA